This is a messenger RNA of Rhodofomes roseus, 1760 nucleotides long. RefSeq lists its product as uncharacterized. Bases 1 to 1317 code for a protein of 438 amino acids. The record is from RefSeq and is a predicted model, not a curated record. Lineage: Eukaryota; Fungi; Basidiomycota; Agaricomycetes; Polyporales; Fomitopsidaceae. The transcript is spliced from 4 exons.
AUGCCGCCUGCUCAACGUCGUUCGACGGGCCUUACGUUCUGGGGUAUGGUUGUGGGCGUGAUGGCCGCGCUCAAGCUCAAGGAAAAAUGGGAUGACUAUAGGCAGGUGCCCUCUGAGCCUGAUGGUGAAACUGGGCCUCUGGCUCUGCACAGCCCCUCGGGCGAACACCCAGGCUUGCCAAUGCUCGAUACGGACAUCCCUGCUACAAGCGCCAGACGAACGCGCAAGAGGUCCGACUGCUGCAUGUGCUGCGGCUUGCGAUGCGGCCUAUUCUGGAAGGCCUUCGGCAUAGUCUGUGCGCUGUUCUUUGGCUGGCAGCUGAUCCAGUUCAUCAUCUGGAUGGUCAAGCCUACGCCUACUGGUCUGGAGAACAUGCCUGAGUUCAGCAAGUCUCUGCCUUGCGCCAACGCUCCGCACUUGUACCAGGGUUCUGAGAAGAUCACAUAUUCGGUGCCCGUCGAUUCUGAGGGCCAGCACACUAUCGACAUCAGGGGCAAAGCCGUUGGCACGCUUGUCAUCGCACAAGGUGACUACGAGGCCAGCGACCUAACCUACCAGAUGACCGUCCGGACGAACAACCAGGCUCUCCUCGACCUCGUCAGCGUGCAGUAUCCGAGCAAGGACGACGGCGAGUCUAUCGCUAGCAAGAUGGAGCUCUCGACACCGCUCUUCGGCACCGAGUCGUGCAUGCGCUACGACAUGACCGUCUACGUGCCGUACACCGUACGCGAGCUGAAUGUCCAGGCGCGCACGACGACGCAGAUCAAGUUCGACGACGAGUCCAACCUCGACCUCGACUCGCUGAAGAUCCGUGUCACGGCCCUCGACGACACCAGCAUGAUCCUCCCGCACCGUGGCGUGCACGCCAGUGCGCUCACCCUGGACCUCCAGCGCGGCUGGCUCGUCGGCGACGUCACCAUCGAGAACGAGGCGAACCUCUUGACCGCGCGCGGCGAUGCUGCGAUGAACGUGCACGUCUUCCCCGCGCCCUCGACCUCCGAACCGCCCGCCGUCGCGCACCUCCAGACGUCGACGGGCAACGGACGCGCGGACGUCUUCUACGUGAGCCACCCCGGCCACCCGCACCGCCCGAUCGACAACACCCACCGCACGCAAGGCACGGGCGACCUUUACCUCACGUACAAGGACGCGUCGUUCAGCGGCACGGUCGACCUCAAGGCGCGCUCGUUCUCGGCCUCUGGCUUGCACGACGCGAUCCCGAGGAUCGCGGACCAGCUCCCUUGGGUCGGCGAGAAGGACGGCGAGGACAAGAUGGUUGUCGAGGCGCGCAACGGAUGGGUCGGUCUGUACUUCUGAUCCGUCCAUACGAUCUCGUUUGCAAUUUCUUCCUUCUGGGUUCUGUGGACGGUGAUUCGGACUCGGGUUGUCAUCUGCUGUGUUGUAAUAUGGUGGUCGUCGACGAAGAUCAAGCACUUUUUCGAAUUCUGUGCGCCGAUGACCUGCAUGCCGAAUUCCUCGGGCAUCUACAUGCUGACCAAGUUGAAACAUACACAAUGCGGCUAUCCGACCAUGCUAGUAUUUGCAGAAUCACUCCCAGAACACUCCACGAAUGUGGUACCGCCUCACCGCCCAUCGCAAAACCCUCAUGAUUGUAUACUGGUUUUUACACUACAGGGGUAUGUCAGCAGUCUUCAUCAGCACACAAGCUCAGACAGAACACAGGCGUACCGUUGAACACAAAUAUUGAGGCUUAGUGGGAUCGUUGCCACAUCGCGUAAAGCGGUUACUACUGGGAUAUG